Messenger RNA from Rotaria sp. Silwood2, 1909 nucleotides. NCBI's taxonomy places the organism in Eukaryota, Metazoa, Rotifera, Eurotatoria, Philodinida, Philodinidae. The record is from the annotation of a GenBank genome assembly.
GUAUAUAUAGGAAGCUAUAAAAUAAAAGCAGCCUAAUGAUAAAAAAGAGAAGGGGAAAGUCAAUCGGCGCGCACUGUAUAUCUCGAUAAACAUUGAUAUUGAUUAUUCUCGAAAGUUAUAGCAUGAUCGAUUCACAUUUUUUCUGUUGAUCAUAUAAUGACUGUGAAAAAUAAAUAUAUCAUUAGCCAUUAUUAUUGGCAUCUUGAAUAUAAACUUUUAUCUGGGUUAACAUGCGAACCUGCAUUAUUUACAACAUUUACAAACGUAUUUCAGUCAUCAAAAUUGCGAGGAAGGUCUUCGAAAAUUCUAGAAUAAUCUAAGUCUUUCUGUCGAAACUGUUCAAUAUCUUUUUCUUUUACUAAAGAACUUUGAAAAAGGAGUUUGACCAUUGUUGUCUUUCGUUGCUAUAGAGGCAUACACUAUGACCGUUCAUCUUUAUCCCCUUCUCCGUUGCUUUGAUGGUGAAAGUCACAAAAUUUCUACUUAAAACAUACAUUCACUAUAAAAUUUUUCUUCGAGAAAUAAAUGUUGAAUGAGUUAAAAAUAUGCAUGUUUUUGUAUUAUAGGUGUUCCACCACGAAUUCUUAAACCAGCUAUGCGUAAAACAUGUUUUGAUAUUGAAGAAAAAAUUUCCCGUAUUACUGAUAAUAAAAGAACAUCGAUCGAACUAUGGAAACGUUUAAAAGGUUCAAAAGCAACACGAGAAAGUCGAAUGGAAGUUGUCGCAUGGAUAGCUAUCUGUAAAUUUGAUUGUCGACUUGAAGGUGGCUUUGUUCGUGAUUGGGUUGUUGGAAAUUAUUCAGCUCGUCCAAGUGAAGAUCCAUCAACAUGGUUACAUUUUACUCCUAAUGCAGCUGGUACACCACUUCCUUAUUUGAAUAAAGAUUUCAUUCCAUCAGAUCUUGAUUGUCAUUUACCAUUACAUAAAUAUUUUGAUAUUGAUAAAUUUUUGGAUAAUUUACAUAAGUAUCAAAUUGAAUAUAAAGUAUUUCGAGAAGAUUGGCGUUAUAUAAUAUUAUUAGAUGAAAAUACUAAAACUGGUCCAUUUACAAUGGAUUUAAUUGAACCUCAUGUUGCUUUAACACAUGAUAGAAUUGAUUUUGAUGUUAGUAAUAUAUCAUUAGAAAAAGAUUAUACAAAAGAAUUAGGAAUGAGAGUUGAUAUUACAUAUAAACCAUAUUCAAUUGAAUUAGAAACUAUUGUUGAUAAUAUUAAAAAUAAACGUUUUCAAAUUUUACGUCCAAUUGAUAAAUAUGUUCAAGCUCGUAUUGAUAAAAUGGAAAAUCGAGGUUGGACACAACUUGGACAAGCUAUGCAUGUUAUUCCAAAUCCACCACCAAAAUAUCAAGUUGUUCUUGUUCCUUUACCUGAAUCAACUGAACUAUAUAAAACAUUAGUUCAACAAAUGAAAUCUUAUAUUAAUACUCAAGCAAAAGUAUUAUCGAUUAAUGAAAUUAAAAAUCCUUUAUUAGAAGAAGCUUAUUUAGCAAUGAAACAAUUAAUUGCUAAACAAUGCACAGGACAAAAUCCAAAUGAACGUGAAUUAUUUCAUGGAACAAAAGGUGAUGCAAUUGAUGGUAUAUUAAAUGAUGGAUUUGAUGAUCGAUAUUGGGGAACUAAGUCUGGAAGAGGAAAAUGGGGUCAUGGUGCUUAUUUUGCUGAUAAUCCAAGCGUUUCACAUAGAUACACUGAGGCCAAUUUAAGCGAUCAUACACGUGUCAUAUACUAUAAUAAAGUCGUUUUGGGCAAAGAAGCAAUACUUCAUGAAUUAAAUAGUGAAUUAAUGUCUGCACCCCAAGGUUAUCAUUCAAUACAUGGACAAUUUGAAGGCCACCCGAAUGACGAUGAAUAUAUUGUAUAUCGAUAUGGACAAGCAUUACCAUAUUUAAGAAUAAUUUAUAAAGCAUAA